AUGGCUGGUGGACAAUUGUCUCCUGCAUUUCGCCUGGCAGCUGUCCGUGAAGCCGUGCAGGCAGACGGACUCCUGGAGGCAUCAGCCUGGGCCCUUCGCCAGGAGCCAGUCAAGGAGCUGGAGGUGCUGGAGAGCUUGCGAAAGGCUCUCGUCGAGGAGACGGGUCUCAGCUCAAAGUCCGCUCCGCGGGUGAGGGUGGUGGCUGUUUGUGGUGCGGAUGACACCAAGAAGUACCAGAACCUCAAACCCCAGGAGAUGCUCGGGCUGGUGGUCGUGCCGCAGCCAGGCGAGGAGGAGUUUCUUCUCGAGCGCCCCUUGCAACAAGUCUACGUGUCCGAAGCACCGACUGGAAAGGGUGGGAAGCUGACCUCAGAGCAGCUUGCCGAAGCCAUCAAAGGUGGCGACGUGGCCUUCGUAGCGGAGGCUCUUCCAGAGAAUGUUCUGCGGCUCGUCUUGAGGCCGACCCGUGAGGAGGAAAUGGCCUUCGAGCAGGAUCUUGCGAAGCUUUUGCCACAGGUCCCGGACAGCGCUUGGCCCGCCGGAAAGCUGAUGCAGAAGCUUUUGGCCUAUGACCACGAGGGCACCCUGGCGCUGCUCAUUCUCAGUGAUGCCAUGGCGCCCGCCAUGAAGUGCCAUGUAGAUCUGCUGGAGAAGGCGAGGGACAGACUAGAACAGAGAGGCUACAGGGUCGUCGGCAUGUGGCUCUCGCCCUGGAACGAAGCCAGAGUCGAGUCCUCCGGCCGUGGCACGUCUGGGCUGAGCCGCGAGUUCCGCCUGCGCGUGGCACAACAUCUAGCGAACUCCCACGAGUCUCUGGAAGUUGCGUCCUGGGAGCUUUCUCAAGAGGGGAAACCGACGGCCAUCCAGGUUGCACGCAGUUGCCGCGACACUCUGGCCGCGACAUUCCCGAACUCCAUGGAAGGACGUCAGCUCUGCGUCUUCCAUGCCUCCAGCUCCCGAGAUCUCCCGCUCUACAAGAACACCGAGCAACCCUUCAGAGACAACUUGGGAAUGGUGGUCGUGCCGAGCAGCGACGAGGAUUUCCUGCUGGAAAAUCCGUCCCACCUGUCCUACCUCUCCGAGGACAUGGUGGAUGUCUCCCAAAUCGAGCAGAAGCUGCUUCCGACGCUUCGGGAAGGAGACUUGCAGGCCACGGUGCAGUUGCUGGGAGCAGCCGCCGCACGUUUCCUGCUGGCCCCGAGCAAUGGCGAGGGCGACCUGCAGGCAGACUGUGUCAAGCUCGGUGCAAAGCGAAUUGGUGCCACCUUGCUUGCAAAGACGAGGGAGGAUGUCAAGGGGACCUUCCAGCGAGCCCUAGGCCCUGAGGGCGUCCUGAAGGUGGAGGACCUGCGCAAGUUCCUGCAAUGCAUCGACCCGACGCUCAAGGAGAAGGAGAUCGACCAGCUGCUGAACGCAACGCCCAAAAGCGCUUCCGGUCUAGUGGCCGGUGUUGAGUUCCUGGACUGGUUCAGAAAGUCGGAGCCCACGGACGUGUGGCAAAGUGCUGAGGUGCGUGUGAACUCGGAAGGCUUUCUGGAAGCGCCUCUGUAUGUCAUCAUUUCACACCUCUCCUGUGACACCCAAGAAGGGUAUCACAGCGAGAUGCCGCGUGUAAUCCGGGUCAUGGUCCUCUCAUCGGGACUGAAUGUGUUUGAUGCGACGAUUCACAGAAAGGAAGCUGAAGAUACUGGUAUGCCGAAGUCGGUCCAUGCCCGGAUGUCGCCAGUCCUCGGAAGGCAACGAUCGAGCUCCGUCAAAUCCUCAGGUCAGCAGUGGAUCAUACUCCGCGAGGAGUGGUCCGGCUUCUUGGCACAGCGACAGGCGGAGCAGGAUGCCUUUGUUGAACAGCUGCUGCAGCGGAUGCCCCGCCAGCAUGUGGACGAGAAGCUUUCGGGGUUCUCGGACUCCUCGCCGAGCAGAUCUGAAGAAAGUCACGCUCAGAACAACUCGGCUGUGCAGCUGCAGCCGAUCAGGUCUGAGAAGAUGAUGGUUUUCGAAGACUUCGCCACCGAGGCAGCGACUCGAAUGAGGCAGUUCGUUGGAGACGAGGAGGACGAGGUGAGCCAUUCCCAGAGCACCAGCCACAGAAGGAUUGGCAGCACCCACUCUCGAGGCAAGAGCACUGUCUCUUCCGAAGAAGAUAACGAGCGGCUUCAUUCGGUUCGCGAGUUCGAGAAGAGGACCUCAAACAUGGAGAACGUCUUGUUUGCCAUUGAAAGCAGCCACAGGCUCAAGCGAUGGUUCAACCGCAUUCCCUGGGGACAAAGGAUAUUGCAGUCUAUCAUCUCGUGGAUGCGUUGGCUUUGCAGUCUGCAUGAGCCGGAAAGACGCGGCUGCUGUCAAGCAAUCCUCAACAGCACCCUGUUCUGCUCUUUCUGCACACUGGUGAUCCUCGCGAAUGUCCUCGUCAUCCUGUACACGGCAAACUGGACAUUGCAGAACGAAUCCUUCGACGUUCCAUACGCAGUGUCAGGCCUAGACAUCUUUUUCUGUGCAGUGUACCUUCUUGAGUCUGGCCUGAAGAUGCGUGUCCACAAAGCCUACUUCUUCUGGAACGAGGAGGCUCCUUGGAAUGUGUUCGACUUAAUACUGGUAAUACUCGCGGUGUACGACCUGAUCGUCUCCUUGCAGUACGAUGACGGACAUUCCGCCAACAUGAACUUCAUGAGGUCCUUAAGAGUGGUCAAGGUGUCGCGGAUCCUGAGGCUUGUCCGGGUCAUCCGGGUCUUCCGAGAUCUGCGGUGCAUGCUGUUCUCAAUUAUCUGGUCAUUCAGUUCUCUUUUCUGGUGUUUGGUGCUCAUCUUCUUCGUCAUUCUGGUGUUCUCGCUGCUGAUUGUGCAGUUGGUCACCGAGCACAUCGUUGAGAAGGAUGUGGAUGGCCUCGUCAAAGAGGACUUCCUUUACUACUUUGGCUCAGUUCAGGUGACCAUGGCGACUCUAUACCAGGCCUGCACUGGUGGAGUGGACUGGAGAAAUCCUUAUGAGCUGCUAGAAUACACUGGCGAGAUGGGCGCUGUUGCCUUCCUCUUCUAUGUGGCUUUCUUCGAGUUUGCGGUCUUCAACGUCCUGACGGGCGUCUUCGUGGAUCACGCGAUGAAAGUGUCCGCAGCUGAUCGGGAGCUGGCCCUGGCGGAGCAGAAGAAGAAGGAGAGAACGGAGGCAGAGCGCCUGCGAGACACCUGUCGCAUCAUCGAUUCGGAUGGGGAUGGCAAGAUCUCCUGGGUUGAAUUCCAUGACUUCCUGCAGUUCGAAAAUGGCUACCGGAACAUGGCUUCCCUGGGUCUUGACAUCUUCGAUUCCAAGAAAUUCUUCAAGAACUUGAUGGUCAUGACGAACCAGCGGGAGAUCGAGAUCACGCAGUUCGUUUCUGGAUGCAUGCGCAUGAAAGGUGCGGCUACCGGCAUUGACCUGCACACGUUAGUCGCCGAGCUCUCCACCUUCCAGCGCCGACAAGAGCAGCUCCAGGAGAUGGUCGCAUCAAUGCUGAGGGAACGCUCGAUAAGGUUCCGAUCGAACGACAGGAUGGGCAGCAUCGUUGCAACACCGGUGUCGCAGGCGGGGGCGAGCGAUCCCACGAUGUUCGCCUCGCAAAGCAAUGCAUCGCUGUCCGAGAGGAGCAACAGCCAGGGCCUUGUGGUCGCAAUCCCAUCAGAAGGCGCCAGGGGCAUCGAUGCAACGCCGUCGAAGCCGCUGCGUGCAGGUGGCCUCCGAAAGUCUCGGUCGGAGUUGAGCCAAAUAUCUGACGGCUUCCUUUCGCUGGAUUCCGUCCUUCCACGGGCUCAGGAGGAUGAAGCCGGCAGCCAGCGGUACAAGCUGCAGAUAUGA
Symbiodinium sp. CCMP2456 is the source of this 3825-nucleotide messenger RNA. The record is from the annotation of a GenBank genome assembly. NCBI's taxonomy places the organism in Eukaryota, Dinophyceae, Suessiales, Symbiodiniaceae.